AUGGCCGCUAUGCUGUUCUCUGAUGCCGGUGGGAAGGAAGGAAACAUGUGGGGAGAUAACAGCGCCAACUCGAACGGCGGUGUUUGCUCGGAGAAGAAUGGCGCUGGUUCUCCUACAGGCAAUGGCGUGCCUGCGGCCGGAGCAUUUGCGACAUGCCACGCUUGCACCACGGCCCGAGUUUCCCGUAGUGUGACGUGCCAGGGUUGCGAAAAAACGUUCCACUGGACGUGCAUGGGGUUCUACGAGCACAAGUACCAGAGGCCAGGACCCAACUGGAGGUGCAAGGACUGCAAAACGGCCGAAGCUGGUGGAGGAGAGGCAGCAUCUCCAGCAGCGCUGGCGACUCAGGCAGUGCAAUUGCGGGAGUCAGGAGAAGCGAUAGAUGUGGAUGACUCCCUGGCAACCCCACCGGAAACCGUUCGUCUGGUAGCAGCCGUUCCAACUGCGACGGUUACAUCAUCGGCGGCGGUUGCGUCGCCGUCGGCGCCGGCGCCGGCAGCAACGCCGCCGGUAGAGUUGGCAGCGCCGACUACCCCGACUGUACCGUCGUCUACGGGCGAGCAUAUGUGCCCGGUCUGCAAGAAGGGUCUUGGCCGAAAGCGGACCAUGGACUGCAGCAUGUGUCGCACACCGUCGCACGCGGGUUGCGUCAACGUUAGGGGCGCCGAGACGCCAAAGAGCUGGGUGUGCCGUGAUUGUAAGCCGCGUGCCCAGGCGACCGCGGGAGGGUAUCCAGGGGAUGGAGCGCAGGCGAAAGCAGCAACUCUCCUGGUCGCAGCGCAAACGUCGAUUUCUCCCAUAGUCUCCACAGCAACCUUGGCUUCUCGCCGCGAUGAGAGUGCCUCCCGUGGCGCCAGCGGUAGCGACAGCGUUGGAGUGCCUGGCGAAGACUUGCCCGACUUCGAAGGGUCGGGGGAAGAGACUGACUCGGACCAGGACAGGAGGUCUCCGCGCUCUAGUGCGGCAGCCAAGGUUGCGGAGACGGCGGCGAAGGAGCUUGUGGCGACGGCCAAACUAGAAGCGCUGAUGAGUCAGCGUGACAAGGUGAUGGGCGGCAUGGGGGUGGCUACGGCCGCUGCGUCUGGGAAAGAGGGACGUGAAAGAGGAGGGAGUACAUCGGCAGGGUCAGGAGAAGCAGCCGAAAGAGGCGAGGGUGAAGACCACGGUCGUGACGCGCCCGCAGAAGGCGUCGAAGGUAGCUCCCCGUCUCCCAGCAGAUCCCAGCGGAAGGGCGCUGCUCAGCAGAAACCACCGCCUCCGCCGGCAGUAGAACCACCGAGCGCGUUGCUGCCGGUGCCCCCGCUGCCGGGAUUUUCUUCGCAAUCUUCCCCGCCGGACCCUACGGCCACGCCUGAGGCCAGCGGUACGACGGCCACGGAAGCCCCGCGGCGGCCGCCGCCGCCUCCGCCGCCGCCCCCGCCGCUGCCAUCGGCCGGACCGCCGGUUUCGGUGAAGCAGCACGUGGUCGGUGAUGCGGGGUUGGAACCACCGUUGCCCCCGCCGUUGCCCUCGCCCGACGCGCCGCCGCCGUCGACCGCGUCAACACCGUCAUCCCACGGCGUUCAGUUUUCAUCGACGGCGAGUACCGUUCCGGGCGCGGAACCUUUCUCACCCUCCGCGGAGGGGUGGUCUCUGGGGCGCACGGGGGCGCAGCCCCCGCUACCGCCGUCGGCACCGCCCCUGCCUUCGCCUCCACUCCCCCCUCCGCCCCCUCCGCCCCCUUGUCCGCCUAGAUCCACCGGGGGCAUCGGGUGGGCGGCCGGCGCAUCGAAUGCCGAGAUGGAGCUUAUUCCGCUCGGCAGGUCGUCGUCGAGUGGGAAAGGCAAAGCCUCGUCAGAAAUGGACCGUUCUAAGGGGGCGGGGGCGAAGGCGGUAGGGACGGGCAGGAAGUCGUUCUUGUUCUCUGACGAGGAGCAGAGGGCAAUGGAGGAUGUUUCCGGCGGAGGCGGUAAAGCAGCGAAGGGGAAGCCCACGACGAUUCUGGCGGCAAGGAAGAAGGUCAAGAAGAAGCUUGGGGCCGGGAUCAAGCCGAAGGUGGCUACCGUGUUUACGGAUGAGGGCCAAGCCGCCGCAGCACGGAAGGUGGGUCGCGUUGCUGGAGAGUAA
This is a messenger RNA of Ectocarpus sp. CCAP 1310/34, 2106 nucleotides long. The record is from the annotation of a GenBank genome assembly. Lineage: Eukaryota; Phaeophyceae; Ectocarpales; Ectocarpaceae.